AUGAACAAGCUCGAAGAGACGAGGCGAGCCAACCACAAACCCGCGAUUGAUAGCGUUCAUGGUGCGAUGUACACGCGGGCACGCUCGCCAAUUGCAUGCUUGAUGAAGAUCGUGUAUCUCGAUACUUGGUUUGCUUUGAAAGUUGCUUGCCACGGCUUCCUUCUCGGUGAUAGGUUGCUUCAAAGGAUGCUAAACACCUCAUUCUCGGCAAUAGUUGAGACAACUCGGACGUUAAUCCUUGCCAAACUCGAGCUUAUGGCGAACUAUGCAUCGCUUGGCUCUCGUCUCUUCACGUCCAUGGGCAUCGAAAUCUCUAUUCUCAUCAAUGAUGACAGGCGCGAGGUCGAGAGGAGAUGCGAUCGAGCAAGGCCGCAUGAAGGCGCGAAAGAAUGCAUGCAUGGCCAAAAAGACGAGCGUGAGCUCGAAUACGAGACGCACAAGCAUGAGGAAGGUGCCGCGAGUCGUGGACAUAUGCAAGGAAAGAUCGCGCGAGGGUGCGGAUUCGAGAAGUUGCAGCCCAACCCGAUGAACCUCAAAUCCUCCUCCAAGCACACCAACGGUGAGGAAGGCCGGAGCCAGCGGCCGGUGAGGGACAGAAAGAAGCCAAAUACUGCCCACAAGCUGCCGGAGCCAGCGGCCGGUGAGGGACAGAAAGAAGCCAAAUACUGCCCACAAGUUGUAGCUCGGCCCGAUGACCCUCAAAUCCCUCUCCAAGCGCACGAUAAGGAUCUUUCUGAAAGGAAAUUGGUUGACGUGUCUACUAUGUCAAAGGUGACUGAUACGAUGUACGAUCUGAUACGCAAGGCACAGACCAGGGAUGAUUCUUACGUAAGUGCAUUAUUGGAUGUUGUUGUGGAGAAACACAAGUCUACGACACUCGAUUUACUUGAGGGAGUUGAGCUGUCAAAUUUCUUGGCUCGAUUGCAUGAGGACAUUAAUAACCUUAAGUCAAUGCUGCGUGCGAUUUAUAUUGAACGGGGUAGAAUACACUUGCAUGGACACAAGGUCCUUAUUGUAAACCCGACAAGUUCUAAUAAAUUGGAUCCAGAUUAUCUGGAGUCGAGCCGAAAGCUUGAGAAGUGGUACGCUGAAACUAAAUGCGACACAAUUGUUGCAAUAGGGUUUAUUGCCAGUACGCCUAAGAAGAUUCUUACACCUUUAAAGCGUAGUGAAAAUGAUUUUUCUCUUCAACACGUGAUGAUCAACCUUGGGGAGAAAUUAAGUGAUGAAGAAGUUGAGCAGAUGGUUAGGGAGACUGAUUUGGAUGGAGAUGGACAAGUUAACUAUGAUGAUUAG
Striga asiatica is the source of this 1296-nucleotide messenger RNA. Lineage: Eukaryota; Viridiplantae; Streptophyta; Magnoliopsida; Lamiales; Orobanchaceae. The record is from the annotation of a GenBank genome assembly.